Messenger RNA from Serpula lacrymans var. lacrymans S7.9, 2458 nucleotides. RefSeq lists its product as uncharacterized. Gene Ontology annotation, biological process: regulation of fungal-type cell wall biogenesis; cell wall biogenesis. The record is from RefSeq and is a predicted model, not a curated record. Bases 95 to 2155 code for a protein of 686 amino acids. NCBI's taxonomy places the organism in Eukaryota, Fungi, Basidiomycota, Agaricomycetes, Boletales, Serpulaceae. Gene Ontology annotation, cellular component: mating projection tip. The transcript is spliced from 3 exons.
GAAAAUCAGCCUGUUGUCUCUGUCCUCACGUUCUGCCACCGACACUACUGCAACAAGCUGGCAGGGUUAGCUAUAGCGUCUGCUGCCUCCCAAUAUGAACUGGCUGGCCUCUCUUUUCUCCACUGGAAACAACGUCUCGUCGAGGAGAGGUCAGGCAAUGUCCACCACACACGAAGCCUUCUCUCUCCCCACUUCGUCACCAGGCUUCGCGACACACCCAGACGCCUUCAACCCAGAUUCUCUCCAGACACCAGAUACUGAGUCUGCUAUGAGUCCCUCUUACACAUACCCCCCUCAGUCCCCCAUCAGUGCCUAUGGUUAUGUUCCUGCAUCCUCCGGGUCACGUUCCCGACCAACAUCAUUGCUUCCUCUCCACAAUACACCUUAUGCAAACUCACUCACUCCACACACUUCUUAUCCUCCUUUGUCUCUCACCUGGAAUCGUCUCAAAAUUUGGCUCGCUCGCGAAUAUCCGGAGCUGGGAGAUACCUUCAACUAUGGUAUCCUCCCCCAGGACCUCGCUCAAAUCGAAAUGCAGUUUGGUUUUCCACUUCCCAGCGCUAUUCGCGACUCUUAUCUCUGCGUUGACGGCCAGGAAGCAGAAUCCUCUGCUGGCUGUUCAGAAGGUCUCUUUUUUGGUUUGAAUUUAUUACCUCUCGAAGAUGUUCUCGAGGAAUGGCGCUUUUGGCGAGAGGUUGACGACGACCCUGCCACGGGCGGCAACCAGCGCCUACGUGAGCAAAUGCGCUCAAUACCAGAUGGGUGGAUCCGAAAGGAAUAUUCUCAACGAGGAUGGAUACCUCUCGUCGUAGAUAAGGCUGGUAAUUAUAUCGGUGUGGACCUCAAUCCCGGAGAAGGCGGCUCUGUCGGUCAAGUCAUUGUUUUCGGUCGUGAUUUUGAUACCAAAGUAGUGCUCUGGAGAGGAGACGGACAGGAUGGUUGGGCAACGUGGUUGGCCAGUUUUGCAGACGAACUCGAGAGCGGAGAAGGCUUCGAGCUUGGUAUAGGUAGUGAAACCGAGGGAAGCGAGGAUGAUCUUGGAUACGAAGCCUACUUCUAUGAUGGCAGCGGAAGGGGCCAAGGAGAUGGUGGGGGAGAAGCUGGUGCUGGUGGUUUGCGGCUAACAGGCGAAUACCGAGGGUGGAAUGUUUUGGAGGCUUGGGCAGAUCGCAGCGUAAAGAAGUGGUAUGAAUCGGGUAUUAUUCAGGAUAUCUCUUCGCUUUCACAAGAGAAAGGCAAGGGUCCCGAGAAUCACGGGCUUGGCGUGCUGAACGUUGCAGGCCAAUCUCAAGAGUCUUCUGCAGAAGUUCAUAUUCCAGUGUUCUCUGAUGCGGCUCGAGACUCUUCUUGUGAGGAUACUGCGGGUACUGUGACUUUAAAUGCCGUACCUGCAAUUUCCGUGACGAAACCUCCUGCACCUCUCCCCGUGGGUCUUCCCACUGUAAAUGACGUGGUCCCUUUGCCCUCUCCUCCAGACUCGACCCAUUCAUCUAUUGAUGUUGACUUGGAAGCAGGCCGCAGUAUGCGUGAAGUUCCCCGUCAAACCCUCGUUGCAGCAGCAUCACGUAAAAGAAAUCCAAAUCCUGAUGCAAAGGUUGAGAAUAAUGCACCUACUCUGAUAUCACUUCCAACGUCUCCCGAUACACUACCAUCGGAUGCGUCUGGCCUCUCAUCGCCACCUGUUGCACCAUUGGCAGACAUUACUGAUUUGCUCGUUGACCCUGUGCCAUCUUCGAGUACUCCGCUUGUUGGAACGCCAUCCCCAAUCUUGCAGAGCGAAAGCAAACUGAUUACCCCGACUUCCACAGGGGAAGUGAUUCCAUCCGAGUCUGUCGAUCCCCCACAACAUUUUAUUCUCGAAUCUCAGUCAGACAUGUUGGCCCAUGAAACUGAUGCGACUAUCCGUUUGGUCGGAGGCGGAGGCUCUUCGGGGUUGGUGGAUGAAGAAGUCCUCGCAGAGGACGCAACGCCACCUCCGCAGGCAGAAGUGACGUCCACCACACCACCUGCCGUUGAAGAGUCACCCUCUAAGAAAGACAAAAAGCACGAUAAGAACAAGUCCAGCCUUUCCUCUGGACUGAAGAAGAUUGGCCAGCUUGGAGGAGGCGGAAAACGGAAAAAGAGUUCUGGCGGUAGCAUUAAAGAAGUUGUAUAGUGGCGGACAUAGACCACCUCUCAUUUCAUGGACAUAGUCUUUUUCUACCCAGCAUGCUAGCAUCAUUGCUGGUUUAUUACUCAUUUUUUCCCUAUUAUCUUCUCUACCGACUCACUGCUGAACUAUAUGUAGUAGCGUUGCAUUACAUGUUUUCUUUCUUUCGUAUACCCGUAAACACAGACCCAAUAUUUCAGUGCUUUGCGAUCUCAUUUAAUGUACAUGUUUCGGGAGCCUGGAUACUAUGCAUACGCAUCUUGGCUAACCCACCAUUCUAAUGCAAACAAUUUGAAGAAUAUUUCCUUG